Messenger RNA from Carica papaya (papaya), 2225 nucleotides. The record is from RefSeq and is a predicted model, not a curated record. Lineage: Eukaryota; Viridiplantae; Streptophyta; Magnoliopsida; Brassicales; Caricaceae.
UAUGAAAAAUUGAUUUGACACUUAUGGCGGAGCAAAAUUAUUUUAAGAAUGUCAAGUCGAGUCGGUAUUACGAGGUGCCCGGUCUAAAACUAAACCGGGUUCAGACCAAUACGAAACCGCAAAUUCCGUUCUCCUCGCCGUUGAAAAUCACAAGAGUAUAAUUAGAAUGCCAUGGCGAGACCUCCUUUGAACAACGCUAUCAGGUUCAAGCACUCACUUCUUCUCUUCGUCUCUCCUCCUCCCCUUCUUCUUCGUUCAAUCAACUCAACGUCAAUCACUUCCCGAAACGUUUCAUUUCCCGCAAAAAGCUCAACAGCAACCGGAAACCUAUUGCGCCUGCGUUGUUGUUGUUGGAGAGCAAUGACAACGAUGCUCCAGGAGCAGCAACCAGUUCAAGUUGAAGUGAAGGAGAAGAUUGAUCUCACAGAAACCGAAAAGAGGAUAUUCGAUAGGCUCCUCGGCACUCUCCGCCACUUCAAUCUGCAAACUCAGCUCCGUGUCGCCGGUGGCUGGGUGCGGGAUAAGCUUCUUGGCAAAGACUGUUAUGACAUUGAUAUUGCUCUUGACAAUAUGAUGGGCAGUGAAUUUGUUGAUAAGGUGAGGGAGUACCUGUCUUCUACAGGAGAAGAAGCACAGGGACUUGCUGUUAUACCAUGCAAUCCUGACCAGUCCAAACACUUGGAAACAGCAAGGAUGCGCCUCUUUGAUUUAUGGAUUGAUUUUGUCAAUUUAAGGUGUGAAGACUACAGUGAGAAUAGCCGCAUUCCUACAAUGAAAUUUGGGACAGCAGAGGAGGAUGCUUAUAGAAGGGAUUUAACAAUUAACAGCUUGUUCUAUAAUAUUAAUACCUGCUCUGUUGAAGAUCUAACCGGAAGAGGCAUUUCGGAUCUGAAAUCUGGAAAAAUUGUAACUCCAUUACCUCCAAAAGCUACAUUUUUGGAUGACCCCUUACGAGUUCUUCGAGCUAUUCGGUUUGGUGCAAGGUUUGGCUUUAUUCUAGAGGAACAACUAAAGGAAGCUGCUGCCUCUGAUGAUGUGAAGACUGCUCUUGCAGCAAAAAUUAGCAGAGAGCGGAUUGGAAGUGAAAUUGAUUUGAUGAUCUCUGGCAACGAACCGGUUAAAAUAGCAUUAUUUCUCCCUUAUAUCUGUUUGCUACUACUUUCUUUUGCAUUUUUUUUCUCUCAGGUCUGUCUGAUUCUACCAUGUUGUAUCUUUAGGUCUGAUGGAAAAAAAACUGUUUUAUCUUUAACCUUAUACAGGUACUGUGUUGCUUACUUGGGUGCUGCAUGGAGCCUAAUUCAGUUAGUUGGAUCCUCUAACUUCAGUGAUGAACAGCGACGGCUCUCUCUAUAUGCUGCUUUAUUUCUCCCAUUCAGGCAGACUACAUACAAGAAUAAGAAAGCUAAACAGGUUCCUGUUACAGACUACAUUUUCAAAGAAUCUCUCAAGCGAAAAACCAGUGAUGCGGAAACAGUUAAAAAUGUUCACAAUGCACUGGAGAAAUUCUUAUUUUUGAUUCCUUCUCUUGUAUCUGAUGAGGACAUUCAACUUGAUGAUAGUGACUGGGCAAAAGAAUUUGUUGAUGUCCCCGUUACUGCAAGAGUGCGGGUACUAACAGGGUUCCUUCUCAGGGAAAUUAAAGAAUCCUGGACAGUUGCCUUGCUGAUGUCUACAUUGUUAAUCCUAUCGAUGGUGACUGUAACCCAAGAUAUUUUAAAUAAGAAAUUUCAACUGGACAAGAGAAAAGAUAUAUUUUGGGCGGUUGAGAAUGCGAUUGGUAAACUGGGUUUGGAUAAAGUAUGGGAAGUAAAACCGCUGGUGAAUGGGAAGGAGAUCAUGAAUGUUUUGCAGCUUAAAGCGGGAGGACCUCUUGUUAGAGAAUGGCAACAAAAAUUGCUGGCAUGGCAGCUAGCCCAUCCUUGUGGGACUGCUGAGGAAUGUCUUGACUGGAUGAAGCAAUCCCAUUCAAAGCGUUUGAGGGUGGAAUAACUUUUUCCAACCAACUGCUUCCUCAGGAUAUCUGUCAUCUUAAUUUGAGGUAGUUCAACUUAGGAGUAUAAUUCUUACAUCUGGUGCCUAUGAAACAAUGUUUAAUUUGCAUAAGUAGGAUAAACUAGAAAAGAAAAAGUUUAGCAGCAUACCAAAAUUUUAUUAAUUUUAAAUGGUUUAUUUAAUUUUUCAUUUUUUCAUUCACCCAAUUGGAUCUUAAGAUGUAAAAUAGUAAA